Molecule: messenger RNA, 750 nt
Organism: Diversispora eburnea
Lineage: Eukaryota; Fungi; Glomeromycota; Glomeromycetes; Diversisporales; Diversisporaceae
Source: the annotation of a GenBank genome assembly
AUGAGCGUACUUGUUAAACGUUUACGAAGUCCUACAAUAGAAGUAUAUGUUAAAGGUGCCCCUGAAAUCAUGCGUGAUAUUUGCAGAGCAGAAUCGCUGGAACAGGACCUCGAAUUUUUGGGAAUUAUCAUAUUUGAAAAUAAAUUGAAACCUGAAACCCCUCCUGUUAUUGAAACUCUUAAGAGAGCUAAAAUUCGACAAAUAAUGUGUACAGGAGAUAAUGUAUUAACCGCAAUUAGUGUUUCUCGUGAAUGUGGAUUGAUUAGCAAAAAUACAAAAGCUUAUAUUCCACAAUUUGUUAAAGGAUCUUCUGUGAAUCCAAGGUCAUCCAUUGUUUGGGAAAGUUUAGAUAAUUCAAAUGAUUUAUUGGAUUCGCAGUCACUAAAGCCAAUUCGAUCAUCAGAAAAUUAUUCCGAAUUCUCGUUAGUCGAUCCUUUUGAAUAUGAUCUUGCCGUAACGGGUGAUGUUUUUCGGUGGAUAGUUGAUUAUGGGGACGAAAUGACAUUGUAUCGGAUGUUAAUUAAGGGACAAAUUUUUGCGCGUAUGUCGCCUGAUGAGAAACAUGAAUUGGUGGAAAAACUUCAAGAAAUUGGAUACUGUGUUGGAUUUUGUGGUGAUGGAGCAAAUGAUUGCGGUGCACUUAAAGCUGCUGAUGUAGGGUUGUCACUUUCUGACGCAGAAGCAUCUGUAGCAGCUCCUUUUACGAGUCGAAAUAUGGAUAUUGGAUGUGUAAUCGAAGUAAUCAAGUAA